Corticium candelabrum is the source of this 2554-nucleotide messenger RNA. RefSeq lists its product as uncharacterized. The record is from RefSeq and is a predicted model, not a curated record. Gene Ontology annotation, biological process: nucleoside metabolic process; regulation of apoptotic process. Bases 8 to 2461 code for a protein of 817 amino acids. Gene Ontology annotation, molecular function: catalytic activity. Lineage: Eukaryota; Metazoa; Porifera; Homoscleromorpha; Homosclerophorida; Plakinidae. The transcript has 8 exons.
CUUCACCAUGGCAGAACAGCGGUUUGUUCUCUCUCGUUUGAAUGAAAUUCUAAACACAAUGGAAUUCCAAGAUGUAGUCACAGACCUCGAAGAAGCAGGACUCGAUGUAGACAGCAAAUCAUUACUCAUGUCAGACGCGUCAGACGCGUCAGACGACGACAAAAGAAAGCUCGUCGUUUCUCUCAUAGAAGAACGUCUAGAGCGAGAAGGAAACAAACUGAUGAUACUGUUGGAUAAUACGCUCGUGUACCUAGAGAGUAUAGCGGCAGUGGCCCGUCUGAGGAAGCACAGCUUGGCGAUUCCAACGGACCGACUGGUUCAACAUCUCAUAUCCGCAAAGGUCAUUGAUAUCGACGAGAAGGAGGAGGUUAUGUGCUUGCCGACGACGUCUGGUCGCGGAAACAAGCUGUUGGAGUUUGUUGAGUUAAAGGUCAGGGCGGGAAAUAGAGAUGCUGCUAGGGUUUUGUUUGGCGCCUUGAUUGACGUUCAUUGUGCUCAUCUUGCGAAAGUUAUGUUUCCAAAGGAGAAAUUUAAUGAUGUUGAUGAUCCAAGAGUAUACGAGGUCGUAACAGAAGAACACAAACAACUACUAAAUACAAGUCGCCGUCACAUAACAGAAAAAAUCGACGCCAAACUCGUCCUCCGGCAACUCUCCAAGUCCGACCCGGUCGACCAACAUUAUCGCGACAAAAUAUUAAACGAAAAAUCAACGAAGAUGGAUCAAGCAUCGAAUCUAUUGGACUUUGUCCAGUCAAUGUCGGAGUUUACCUUUCACUCGUUUGUGGCCGCUCUCUACGAGUGUCGGUAUUUUGAUCUUGUUGGACUGCUGGACGAGUCGUUUCGGAGAUCACACGAAGCGGUGGAAGAUGCGGAGGUAGACGCUCGUCUGGUGAGUGAGUGUGAGGUGGGGAGUGGUGGUGGAGAUGGUCAGCAGGCGACGUCGGAUGUGUGUCGUUUGAAUGGACGAGCGUAUAGGUCGGAAACGGUUGAGAACGACCGUCCGGUAGGAAGAGCACAUCCAAUUUCACGUUGUGAUAUCUCACAACAAUCUCAAGCCACAGCAACUAAUCCAGGAGCUCAUUUCCAAUCUCUCAGUGAACAUUCACAAUGUGAAGGGAUACGUCAAGUGACUAAAUUAUGUGUCACAACUUCGUCUACUCGUGAUGAACGGGCGCUUGUUGUGAAUGGUAGGGAGCACUACAGUGGUUUGGAUCGCAGUGUGAAUGUGCCACAACCUGUUGAUGAUGAGUUGGUGGAGGAUAUCGAACUGUUCAUGAGACAAACUGUGAGAUCAUUGCAAUGGACUUACAGAGUGUUGUGGGUCGUUUCUACACACGAUGACUAUAGAGCAGUGGUUGAGAUUCUGAAGAAGCAUUGUAAUGUGGUCAUACGAGAGAUGUCUCACUCGCUGAUGCAGGCUCUUCAGUGUGAUGUUAAGCUCGUGUUCAUUGAUCACGACAACAUCAGAAAGCUCGUCAUCCUAGCCACUCAGAAACAAGCCGAUCUCAGCCGCACUGCUGAGCUCUGCUCAACCUUCAUGCAGAAAUGCAGCUCGAUACACAUGGCAGUCAUGAGCGGCACGUGCUCAGGCUAUCCCCUCAAAACCGAGCUGGGGGACAUCAUAGUUGCCAGCUCUGCGUUCACUACUGAUCUUGGUGCAAUUGUGAUGGAAGAUAAAACGAGAAAUAAUGUUGAAAUUAGUGGCUGCCAUAAGCUGCAUUUGCAGGUGCUGCAAAAUCGGAUGUUUGAGGGCGGGUUUCUGUGGCAGCAAAAUGAUGUGUGUGUGGAUGGGAGGCCGCGUAAUACCAAGGAGUAUCUGCUGUUGUUUUUCAGUCGGGUGUUGAUCGAACUGAAGCGUAAAAAGAAUGUCAAGUGGUUGGAGUCAAUGAGAUUAAAAGCAGAUGAAAAUGCUUUGGAUGAUACCAAUGCGGAUGUUCUUGAACGUGUGUGUUCGAAUUGGGCAGAACAAUUAGCCCAAGAAGCGAAGGAAUGUGGUCAGUGGGUUGUUGACGAUAGCCCUGAUGCACCGUAUGGCUUGAAACCUUGUGAGGAAUUACGGAAGCACAUACUGGAUGAAUUGACGACAAAUCGCAAUUAUCCAGCAAAGACAAGAAACCAUCCUGAUUAUCACUGCAAACCGGUUCAUACGCAGGUGUGGGACAGACGUGAUGGAAAGCGAGUGUUUGAGGCAGCAAGGGAGAUCAAGCACGACUGUAUUGCCGUUGACAAUGAUGCAGCCACGUUUUAUAAGAUGGCAAGCGAACGGCUUGAAGGAAAGCCGUACUUUGUAGUGAAAGGGGUGGCAAACUUUGCCGACGGCAAGAUGAGAGACGAGGCGUUUGAGACAUACGCACGACAGAUCUCGGCCGUAUAUCUGCUCGACGUCAUCAGAAUGUUUGCCAAAGCCGAAAAGAAGAAUGAAGAGCAGACACGCAAUAGAAAACCCUACACAGAUUUAUAAAUUUUCUAGAACAGAAUGCAGUCUACUGUCGCUGCUGCCGAUACUUUCGUGAUCAUGGCAAUAUGUCUCAAUAAAUUAGUGAUUUACAUUGGU